AUGACCGCGUCCAUACGAACGAAUGUGCUUCCUUCCCAAGCAAAUGCCAUCUUCGAAGAUUCCAGCUUCUUUCGACGCCACCCAGAUGUCCUUCUCCCCACGCUGUCAGAUGUCAAGGCGGAAUGCGCGAUGCAGAACUCGUCUGCCCUGAGCGAGGCCAUGCGACCCCCUCCGGUUAUGCACGAGUCGCUUGGACUUGUUGUGAAAUUCGGUCGAAUGCGCCAAGUUCAUGGAGUCACUGUCGAGGAUUGCUGGCCGCGCAUGACGGAGGAACAGAAGGGCGUACUCUGGAAUAAUUUGAUGGACAUGGUGUCGAAGCUUCGAACACUUUCUCGAGACUCACCACAUCCCCUGAUCUCUCGCAUUGACGGCUCAGCCCUGUACGAUGUCGAAGUCAACGGCAACGGGGACAAAAGGCCGUGGACAGGGCCUUUCGAUUCCGUCAAAGCCUUGCAUGACUGGUUCGCCAUGACGAGCAAGAUGGGAUUCGAAGCCAUCUGGCCUGGGCGGACACUCGAGGAGAUCCCAGAUGGAUUUCGGCACCUGUUCCCUGAUGACAGCAAGGUUGUUUUCACGCAUGGGGAUCUUCACCCCACCAACAUCAUGGUCAACCCAGACUCGCCGGGACAAAUUGUCGCUAUCAUCGACUAG
Verticillium dahliae VdLs.17 is the source of this 651-nucleotide messenger RNA. Its product is annotated as phosphotransferase enzyme family protein. Bases 1 to 651 code for a protein of 216 amino acids. NCBI's taxonomy places the organism in Eukaryota, Fungi, Ascomycota, Sordariomycetes, Glomerellales, Plectosphaerellaceae. The transcript is spliced from 3 exons. The record is from RefSeq and is a predicted model, not a curated record.